GCCGGAGGGAGGCGGGGGCGCCGCGGGGAAGGCGCGGCGCACGAUGAACAGAGCAAGUGGGGAGCGGCGCUGCGGGAGGCUCCCGGGGUCACCCUGCCUCGGGGAGAAGGAUACUAUAGCUGUUACAGUACUGGCCAAUGUCUUGGGGCAUUUGCAUUUUUUUCCUACCCUGCCACAGACUUCCUCAGUGAAGCUGGGAUAAAUGGGUGUAUAUGACUUUUCCCCUCAUCUAAAGCAGUUCCAUGUCUUGUUUGGACUGUUCCUGUAUUCUACGUACACCAGUUGAGUCACUCAGACCAGAAAAGCAAUCUCAGAGCAGCAUCCAUGAAUGCCUGGCUGAUUCUGAACUAACCUGGAUUCCCCCAUCUACAGGAGAGAAUGAAAUGAUAUUUUGUUCUUCCAAUGUCUCUCACUAUGAACUCCAGGUGGAAAUAGGAAGGAGAUUCAACAACUUAACUUCAGUCUACCUUGCACGGCAUACACCUACAGGCAUGCAAGUUGCUGUAAGGAUCACAGACCUAGAAAGUUGCUCUGAAGAGCAUUUGAAAGCCUUACAGAAUGAGGUGGUUUUAUCCCACUUUUUCCAGCAUCCCAACGUAAUGACGUUUUGGACUGUGUUUACAGCUGGUAGUUGGCUUUGGGUCAUUUCUCCAUUCAUGGCCUAUGGUUCUGCUAGACACCUGCUGAAGACUUACUUUCCUGAAGGAAUGAGUGAAGCUUUGAUAGGGAACAUUUUGUUUGGUGCAAUCAGAGGAUUAAAUUACAUGCACCAGAAUGGCUACAUUCACAGGAAUAUUAAAGCUAGCCACAUUCUGAUUUCAGGGGAUGGACUGGUUUCUCUCUCUGGUUUAAACAAUUUAUACAGUUUAGUUAACAAUGGACAAAAGUCAAAGGUGGUAUAUGAUUUCCCCCAGUUUAGUACGUCUGUACUUCCUUGGCUGAGUCCUGAACUACUGAGACAGGAUUUGUCUGGGUAUAACAUGAAGUCUGAUAUUUACAGUGUGGGAAUCACAGCAUGUGAAUUAGCCAAUGGACAUGUUCCAUUUCAAGAUAUGCCUCGCACUCAGAUGCUGCUGCAAAAACUGAAAGGUCCUGCAUAUUGUCCUUGGGAUAUAAAUACCUUCCCCCAUGGGGAAUCCAGGAUGAAGAAUUCCCGAUCAGGUGUUGAUUCUGGAAUUGGUGAGAGUAUGACACGCACAAUGACCAGUGAAAGACUAAAAAUUCCCUUUUCCAAAACGUUUUCCCCUGCUUUCCACAACUUGGUAGAACUUUGUUUGCAACAGGACCCCGAGAAAAGGCCAUCAGCAAGCAGUUUGCUUUCGCAUACGUUCUUCAAGCAGAUAAAAGAACAAACACAGAGCUCACUACUGUCCCUGUUACCGCCUCCUAUUCAAAAUAGUAGAUCAGAGCUCUUGGCACUGCCCUCAGCAACAGCUGGGAUUGAACUUGGAUGCAUUACUACAAAUCAACAUGAAACAGACUGGGAAUUCUAAGCAGACACCAAACAAUCAUACCUCUCCUGUGCUUCAAAUAAGGAAAAUGUGAUUUCUACUUGCUGCUUUACUUUGUAUGGUUAAAAUACGAUUAGACAAGGUAUACUUGAAAAUGCAGUUGAAGUGGCCAUAUUUCAUUAACUUAAUCCCAUCUGGGCAUCACGAAGUGCAGUACACCUCACUUUCUCUGACCACAAGGAAAACUGUAUAUAGAGAAUGACUGACCUCUUAUCUCCCUCCUUCCAAAUAUUUCUUUAAAAAUACAGCAGGAGCCCUCUUAUUUGUUGUCUAUAAUGCAUUUUUUUUAGCUCACAUUACUGCAGAUCAAUUGCCUUUCUGAAUGCAAGGCUUUGUUUUUUGUCUACAGCCUUCCUUCAACAAUCUACUUGUCUUUUCAUUAUCACCCAAAUGAUAUGACAGUAAGGAGGAAUCCUCUACUGCAGAAAUUAGCUGAUGAUACGAAAAAAAAAUUUCUCACACCUCCCAGAAGACAUUUUUCUCACUUGACAUGCUGUCAAUACUUGCCAGUUUAGCAGUCCAUCAAGUCUUUCCUGCAAUUUUAAUAUUGCAUGUUGCCCAGAGAAGCUACUUGAAAAUGACUCAUACUCUUGCAUUUGUCUACAGUUUUAGUACAAAUUUGUGCUUUUGCAUCUGCAUUUAUUGAUGUCUUAAAAAAAAUAUAUAUAUAUAUAUCCUCACUACAUUUUAGGAAAAAGUUCUGUCCCAAAGUACCUAUUACUGACUAGUUCUGACAGAAGUGAAAGUGUAUAGAUACAGAAUGGAUACAUUUUGAGUUUUUAACUUAUACAACAUUCCACUGUUAAGUACUUGAGUCUUACACAGCUGGGCUUAUCUGCAACCAGCCUUGAGAAUACUUCUGCUUUGCCAGCAGCUUCCCUGCAAAGCCUUGAAGGCAAAAUGACCAGAAGUCAAGCCUGAGAUGCAUGAAUUUCUAAAUGACCACACUGAAGUAUUAAUAAAAAAAAAUCAAUUCUACUCACUAUGCUGUGAAAAGAGCUCUCAUAAUUCAAAACAUAAUAGGUAAAACUAAAAUUAAGAACCUUUCAAUAAACUUACCUUAUCUGCC
Messenger RNA from Cygnus olor (mute swan), 2580 nucleotides. It is a transcript of the gene STRADB, whose product is annotated as STE20 related adaptor beta. The record is from RefSeq and is a predicted model, not a curated record. Bases 243 to 1493 code for a protein of 416 amino acids. The transcript has 13 exons. Gene Ontology annotation, biological process: protein phosphorylation. Gene Ontology annotation, molecular function: ATP binding; protein serine/threonine kinase activator activity; protein kinase activity. Lineage: Eukaryota; Metazoa; Chordata; Aves; Anseriformes; Anatidae.